AUAUUUUUGUAGUUUAUAUACAGUUUUUGGACACUUCUGAAAUCAAUAAUCAUUCCCUGCAAUCAAAUUUUACCACCUAUUCUUCAUAGUCAAUCAUGGCGGCUAGCAACUAUACUAUACUGUUAUUUAUUGUUCCUCUAAACUUGCUCUCCAAACAAGAUCUACCUAGUUGCUCCUAUAUAAUUAUAUUCAAGCCUUGGAUACAUCAAAGCCAAAUAAUCUACGAUGGAAGGAACUACAAGCUAUUCCAAAUCAGAGGGUGGUGUUGACUUGACUCAAAUAUCUCUUCGACCCAUUAGUCUUACUGAUCUUGAUGACCUAAAAUUGUGGACCGGUGAUGAAAAAGUGGCCAGGUAUUGCACCUGGGAACCUUAUACCAGCAAAGAAGAAGGCAUCAACUUCAUCCAAAACAUAGCAAGCAAAUCUCUAUGGUUCAGAGCAAUUUGCCUUCACAACCGUGCAAUUGGAUGCAUCGAUUUUCGGUCGGAUAACUAUAGAUGCAAGGAAAAAUCUGCUGAACUUGGCUAUGCUCUGAGCUCCAUGUACUGGAACAAAGGGAUUGCCACAAUGGCUGUGAAACAAGUGGUUGAAGCUGCAUUUAAGGAGUUUCAACACUUGGAGAGGCUUGAAGCUCAAGUCGAUGUGGAAAAUGUUGCUUCUCAGAAGGUGCUGGAGAAGGCUGGUUUUCGAAGGGAGGGAGUUCUCAGGAAAUAUUCCUUCAUCAAGGGAAAAAGUAGAGAUAUGGUUAUGUUCAGUGUUGUAUCAAAUGAUCUUCAACUUUGAUCUAUUUGUUUUCAAAUAUGUCAACUAUGGUGUUGUGCCAUUUAAAAUGUCUAAAUAAAUUUAAUUGAUGUUAUGUCCCCAGCAUUCAUAAGCUACAUGAUCAAAUGUCUAGAUAAAUUUAAUAUUGUACUCCUUUCGUACCACAAUAUAUGUAGCUUCGACACUUUUACACAUAU
Molecule: messenger RNA, 959 nt
Organism: Trifolium pratense (red clover)
Lineage: Eukaryota; Viridiplantae; Streptophyta; Magnoliopsida; Fabales; Fabaceae
Exons: 1
Coding region: 226-783 (185 amino acids)
Molecular function (GO): acyltransferase activity, transferring groups other than amino-acyl groups
Source: RefSeq, a predicted model, not a curated record